GCGGGCGGCCAGGCUCGUGCUGCUUUGCAGACGCCGCUGUUCUGGGUCGUAGGUUCUUGUCAGCCAUGGUCAACCCCACCGUGUUCUUCGACAUCGCGGUCGAUGGCGAGCCCUUGGGCCGCGUCUCCUUCGAGCUGUUUGCAGACAAAGUUCCAAAGACAGCAGAAAACUUUCGUGCUCUGAGCACUGGAGAGAAAGGAUUUGGUUAUAAGGGGUCAUGCUUUCACAGAAUUAUUCCAGGAUUCAUGUGCCAGGGUGGUGACUUCACACGCCACAAUGGCACUGGUGGCAAGUCCAUCUAUGGGGAGAAAUUUGAGGAUGAGAACUUCAUCCUGAAGCAUACAGGUCCUGGGAUCUUGUCUAUGGCAAAUGCUGGUCCAAACACAAACGGUUCCCAAUUUUUCAUCUGCACUGCCAAGACUGAAUGGUUGGAUGGUAAGCAUGUGGUAUUUGGGAAAGUGAAAGAAGGCAUGAACAUUGUUGAAGAAAUGGAACGCCUUGGGUCUAGGAACGGCAAGACUAGCAAGAUGGUCACCAUCGCUGAUUGUGGACAACUCUAAUACAGUUGAUUGUUCCAUCUUAACCACCAAACCAUUCCUUCUGUAGCUCAGGAGAGCACCCUGCACUCCCCAUCUGCUCACCAUACCCUGUAACCUGUGCUCUCACUGCAGUUCUUUGGGGUUCCAUAUUUUCCUUAUUCUCCUCCAAGUCUAGCUGGAUUGCAGAGUUAAGUUUAUGAUUAUGAAUAAAAAUUAAAUACCAA
Molecule: messenger RNA, 763 nt
Organism: Jaculus jaculus (lesser Egyptian jerboa)
Lineage: Eukaryota; Metazoa; Chordata; Mammalia; Rodentia; Dipodidae
Gene: Ppia
Product: peptidylprolyl isomerase A
Exons: 5
Coding region: 66-560 (164 amino acids)
Biological process (GO): protein peptidyl-prolyl isomerization; protein folding
Molecular function (GO): peptidyl-prolyl cis-trans isomerase activity
Source: RefSeq, a predicted model, not a curated record